AUGGUGGAUUCGAUCAGUCGCAUUGCAUCCGCUUUAGAAUCAGCUAAGGUAAUUACUCGGGAGGCAGCAGCUGUUGCUUCGUCCAAGCUUGGCGAGUCUUCGUACACGCAUUACUCGGAAGGCAUUGCACCAGAGCAGCUUCGAGAGUUGCUCAACUCACGGAACUCGAGAGAGGUGAAAGAUGGCUUACGGAGGAUUAUAGCGAUUAUGGCCUCUGGCGACGGCUCAAUUGACGUGGAGACGUACUUCAGUGAUGUAGUGAAGAAUAUUACGUUUGGCGACGCCAAGAUAAAGACACUUGUCUGUAUUUAUCUGCAGAGAUUCGCUGAGGGUGACUCUAACCUGGCACUGUUGUCAAUUAAUUCGCUGCAGAAGACCCUUACAGAUGGGGAUCCGGAAAUCAGGGCGCUGUCGAUUAAGGCCCUUGCAGAUAUAAAAGUUCCUUCAUUGCACCCGAUUGUAGUACACUCGUUGAAAAAAGCUGUUUCUGAUUCCUCUGCAAGUGUGAGAAGCGAAGUAUCCUUCGCUAUCCUCAAAUUGUUUAUUGCAAGAAGCGAUGAAUUUGCGGACGAGCUUUUGCAGCUCCUAGAGCAGCUUCUUUCAGAUGCUGACCCGUUAGUACUUUCUUCAGCAGUUGUUGUGCUCCACGAAUGCUUCCCCGAAAGAUUGGAUUUGCUACAUAGUCACUUCCGCUACUUCUGCAGUGUACUGCACAGGAUGGAUCCUUUCUCUCAGGCAGUCCUUAUCACUUUACUCAUACGUUACUGCAAGACUUUCCUGCCUCGUCCCAAGGUUGUUGAUACUUCAUCUGAGGCUGGUGAAUCGAUUCCAUUGCCUAAUAAGUAUAACGAGAUUUCGUUCCCAGUGUACGACGCUGAGAUUCAUCCAGACCUCGGCCUCUUUCUGAAAUCAUUAGAGAGACUGGUAUUCUCCUCUAAUGCCACUGUCUUGCUGGCGAGCUCAAAUGCUUUUCUUCAGUUGGCUACUCCCAUGCAAUUCAAGAAGUCGCGUCUCCCACAAGCCUUGGUCAGAGCGGUUUCGUCUUCAUCGAACCUCGGCGUACAAAUCACUCUUCUCCAAUCAUGCUGCCUGCUUUCCAUGAUAGACCCUACGUUGUUCCUCCCAUAUGUCAAGAAAUUCUUCGUUUUGCCCUCGGAUGACGCUAUGGUAGGCUCCUUGAAGGUAAGGAUACUUUCCAUUCUCACCAAUGAAUCCAAUGUGAAAGUUAUAGUGAAAGAACUGAAAUACAUCAUUUCGAACUCUAAAUCGCCAGCAUUGGUAAUUGCAGCUACAAAUUCUUUGGCCGUGUGUGCUAUGCUCUCGCCCGGCUGGGAAGCCUUUAUAAUAAAAGGCUUGAUAUCUAAUAUGGAGAUUGAAAAACUUCCUGCAGCAGUUUUAGGCUCUUAUGUUGAUGUGAUCAGAAUUUUAGUCCAGAGGAAUCCAAAGCGGCACAUAUCCAGCAUAAUGAAACUUGUCAAAGUUCUUGAUGCCAGAAAAGCACUCUCAGAUAACGCAAGAGCGAGUAUAGUUUCAAUCGUUGGUGAAAUUGCUGCUUUUGAGUACAAAAUUUGUCCUGAUAUUUUGAGGAAGUUAGUCGGUACUUUUGCAUAUGAAGGGCCGGAGACUAGGUGUCAGAUACUUCUUCUAUCUGCCAAACUUUUAUCAUAUGAGAUUGAGAGGUUCAAAGCAGAGCAACCAGAAGAGACUUAUAACUUCAGUCAAUCAAGGGUUGCGCAAAUAUGCCAGUACGUGGUGCAUUUGGCGGGCUUUGACGAAGAGUUCGACAUUAGAGAUAGAGCACGAGCUAUUUCCUCCCUUUACGACACAGGCAAGUACGAGAUAGCUGCACUUUUGUUCCAAGCCCCAAAGCCUUCUCCCAAGAUGACGUUGAUAAGCGACGACGUGGAGCUGGGGGACCACAGUAUACAGCAUUUCGGUGGUUCCGGAUUGGACAAGUGUGUGACGGCGUACUAUAAAAUGAUUCCUUGGAAUGAUGAAGAACCCAAUGCUGCUGAUGAUCUCAGAAAUCCUGCAACACUGAAAGAUUACUCGCGGUAUACAAGUUCCCUAUCGGGCAGCUUCAUAAGUGCCUCAAAGUCAUCUGGCACCAAUCUCACGCAAGACUCUUCUGCCAGUAUCUCACAUACAUCAUUGGCCUCUCAUCAAGGUAAAAAAUAUCGUUUACAAACGCUAGAUGAAUUCUUUUCAGAUAUUCCUUCGACUCGAACUACAAAGAAGAAGAUCGUUAUACAGGAAGAAAGCUCGAGUGAUGAGAGUGGCGAGACCGAUAGUGCGGACGAUAGUGAGGAGGAUAGCACUGAUCAAUCAAGCUCCUCUUCUUCAUCAGUACCAGUACAUAACAAUGACUAA
Messenger RNA from Torulaspora globosa, 2370 nucleotides. RefSeq names its product AP-3 complex subunit beta (gene APL6). Gene Ontology annotation, biological process: vesicle-mediated transport; intracellular protein transport. The record is from RefSeq and is a predicted model, not a curated record. The transcript has a single exon. The coding region runs from base 1 to 2370 and encodes 789 amino acids. NCBI's taxonomy places the organism in Eukaryota, Fungi, Ascomycota, Saccharomycetes, Saccharomycetales, Saccharomycetaceae. Gene Ontology annotation, cellular component: membrane coat.